UGUAGAAUUGAUUCCAAUCCAUCACAACUAAAUCUUGUUUUCGCACCCCCACCACCAAAAUUCAACACCACCCACAUCAUAUUACCAUCAUCAUCCGUAGCUAAUUCUAAGAAAUGGAAGAACAUGGUUUCAUUCUUCCAAGGUUUUUCCACUGGUGGUGGCAGAGGAAGGGAUAUCCAGAGCCUCAAAGUUGAGCUCUAUGAAACAAUUUCACCACUUGACCGUGGCGCCGAGGCUAGUCUUGAAGAUCAACAACGUGUGGACAAGAUUGCUUGUAAACUUGAGGCUGUGAAUUGUGUUAAGGAGCCUCUUAACUCUGAUUUGCUCAAUGGAAAAUGGGAGCUUUUAUAUACAACUUCUCAAUCAAUUUUGCAAACACAGAGACCGAAAUUCCUGCGACCAAUUGGAAAGAUCUACCAGGCAAUUAAUGCAGAUACAUUGAGAGCUCAGAAUAUAGAAACUUGGCCAUUCUACAACCAGGCCACUGCCAAUUUAGUGCCACUUAACUCAAGAAAGGUAGCUGUCAAGUUUGACUUCUUCAAGAUUGCUAGUCUGAUACCUAUAAAAUCACCCGGAUCUGGUCGCGGUCAAUUGGAAAUUACUUAUUUGGAUGAAGAUUUAAGAAUAUCCAGAGGUAAUAGAGGCAACUUGUUUAUUUUGAAAAUGGUAGAUCCAUCCUACAGAGUCCCUCUUUGAAGUGUGUUCUCCAAGAAUUGCUCCUGGUAGUAGUAGUGGAUGUCUUCAACUUACACUUCUCUACAUGAACUUAUAUGCAACCAACAUUCAAGUCAAGAAACAAAGGUUCACUUUGUCUAGAAUUUGAAUUUCUGUCCUUUUAUGCUAUAUCAAACAAACCGAAAAGUCGAGGCCCCUUGUUUCUUGUGAAACGGAGGGGGUACACGCCCCCCUCUAAAAUCUUUAGCUUAUAAAUUUCGAUUUCGCAUA
This is a messenger RNA of Trifolium pratense (red clover), 945 nucleotides long. Its product is annotated as probable plastid-lipid-associated protein 4, chloroplastic. The annotation marks the transcript as partial. The record is from RefSeq and is a predicted model, not a curated record. The transcript has 6 exons. Lineage: Eukaryota; Viridiplantae; Streptophyta; Magnoliopsida; Fabales; Fabaceae.